GUAGAGGGUUUUUUUUUAUACCCCGUUGUGUUUAUUUCCCCAUAACUGUUGAAAUAAGAUGUAAGCAAUUCGGUUCACUGAUUAGCAAAAUGGACACUCGGGGUUAGUGAACUAAGCCCGGAGCCAAGCGCAGAGCUGACUCUCCGGUGUUUUACCUCAUUAUAGCUUAGCCGUUAGCUAGCGAACGUGGCUUAGCUUCACUAACGUUAGCCAGUUGUUUUGGUUACCGUUUGAAAAUAAACUCGCUCGCUGACCAGCCUGCUGUACACAGACUAGCUGCAUUUUAACAGACUGGACAGAAUGGAAUCUAAAUGGAGUCCCUGGAUCGGUUGAGCUUGGGUGUUCUUUUAUCCAUCAGAGUCUCAGGAUCAUUGGGCUAACUUUUUAACUGAGCUGUAUCCUCUGAAUAAGAGAGCUUCUUAAAAUCUUUGUAAAUAUUCCUCAGACACAUCUGUUCAAAUAUGUCUGGAAUAAUGCUAAACCUGGACUUUAAUGGCUCAGGCCAUGAUGGGAGACAAAUGAAACCUGCUGGAAAUGCCAAGCACAGACGUUUUGUUAAGAAAAGGCGCCACUUGGAGAGGAGAGGUCUGCUGAAUAAAAAGCAAAACACAAAUAACUUUCGCAAAGAAGGACACGGGAACAACCAAUGGCAUAAACAAAAUAAAAGAAAGGACGAUUCUCAAGCUGGUGCUGUUUUCCCCAAGUUUUCUAGCGGUCAGUGUGAACUGUCCAUGAAAUCUUCCAGUUCUGUGCAAACCGACCAUGGAAACUGUGCGGCAGAGACUGACAAGGAAUCCAUCGUGCCUUCAAGUUCAACAUCUUACAGAGAAUCCACUUCAACUCUGCAGAGAGUGGUACCGAGUCUCGGAAACCCUCAGAAAUAUAUAGCCCUUGACUGUGAGAUGGUAGGAACAGGGCCCAAAGGGCAUUGCAGUGAACUGGCCCGCUGCAGCAUAGUUACCUAUGAUGGAGAUGUGAUAUAUGACAAGUUCAUCAAGCCUGUUAAUCUGGUCACUGAUUACCGCACCCGUUGGAGUGGGAUCAGGAAGCGCGAUCUCUAUAAGGCAACACCUUUCAAACAAGCACAGAGAGAAAUUUUAAAGAUCCUCUCAGGGAAGGUGGUUGUGGGCCAUGAUGUUCAGAAUGACUUUAAGGUUUUGCACUAUUCCCAUCCUGACUGCCUUACACGAGAUACUUCACGCAUGCCAUUACUGAAUCAGAAAGCUGGACUGCCCGAGGACCGCACCGCCUCGCUGAAGAUUCUGACAAAGCUUCUCUUCAACAAGGAUAUACAGGUGGGGAAAAAGGGCCACUCAUCAGUAGAAGACGCGAAAGCCACCAUGGAGCUUUAUAAAUUGGUAGAGUUGGAGUGGGAAAGGACUGUGGCGUCUAAAUCUGGACACUAGGGGGAAAAUAUUUCUGUAUGAUGGCCAGUUUUUUUUGUUUUUUUUUAAUUCUGAAGCAAAUGUGUUUUCAAAUCAGAUCUCACUCCUUGAACCAUACCCUUUUUACAGUUACCCUCAGGCACUUCUAAUCUGUUCUGCAUUAAGUACCACAAGGGGGCUCUAGUUUCAACAGAUUUUUAAUUGUUCAUGCCAGUUUUACAAUCCUGAUUGAUAAGUCUUUGUAUAUCCUUGUUUUUAAUAUGUUUGUUUGUGCUUGUUACUCUCUGUAACAGUAAACAAUGGUCAUUUUUCAGCA
This is a messenger RNA of Colossoma macropomum (tambaqui), 1701 nucleotides long. It is a transcript of the gene isg20l2, whose product is annotated as interferon stimulated exonuclease gene 20-like 2. Gene Ontology annotation, cellular component: nucleus. Gene Ontology annotation, molecular function: nucleic acid binding; 3'-5'-RNA exonuclease activity. The record is from RefSeq and is a predicted model, not a curated record. Bases 462 to 1406 code for a protein of 314 amino acids. The transcript has 4 exons. NCBI's taxonomy places the organism in Eukaryota, Metazoa, Chordata, Actinopteri, Characiformes, Serrasalmidae.